AUGGUCUCAGCACGUCGUCGUUCAGCAAUACCGUCGCUGGCGUUGCUCGCCUCGUCACUAUGCUCGCUGCUCUCUAUCGCAAGCGCUGCCACCGUCGAGCACCACUGGAACAUCAACUGGGUGCCCGAUGUCAACCCAGACGGUCUCUUCCCAAGGCAUGUCAUCGGCGUCAACGGAACAUGGCCUCCUCCCAUCAUCAACGUCAACGCCUCCGAUGUCCUCCGCGUCACUGCCACCAACAACCUCGAGACGGGCGUCGGCACCUCGCUCCACUCCCACGGCAUGUUCUUCAACCGCACCGGAUACUACGACGGUGCCGUUGCCAUCACUCAAUGUCCCAUCCCUCCCGGUCAGAGCUUCACCUACGAGACUCUCAACUCGCCUGCAUCGCCCGAUGCGCGUCGCAAGCAGAUGGGCACCUUCUGGAUCCACGCCCACAACAACGACCAGUACACCGACGGUCUCCGUGCCCCCGUCAUCAUUCAUCCUGAUGAGGCCGUCGACAUGCACUACCAGUACGACGACGACUACACUGUCAUCCUCGGCGACUGGUACCACUCCAACUACACGGACCUGGUCAAGAACGAAUUCAUGAACCGCAAGAACCCUACCGGUGCUGAGCCAGUGCCCAAGUCGGCUCUCAUCUACUUUGCCCACACCUCCAACAGCUCCGCCGCUGAGUAUCUGCCUGGCUUCAGCGAGAACGCUACGCUCCCCUUCGAGGCUGGCAAGACCUACCGACUGCGUGUCAUCAACAUGUCCGCCCUCGCUGCGUUCUACUUCUACCUUUCUGGCCACGAUAUGCAGGUGAUCGAGAUCGAGGGUGUUGAUGUGCUGCCUCGCUCGGUCGAUUUCCUCUCCCUUGCCGUUGCUCAGCGUUUCAGCGUGCUCGUCACCGCGCGCAACGACACUUCGCCCCAGAACUGGAAGCUGCACGCCAACAUGGACGAGGACAUGUUCGAUGUCGUUCCCGACGACCUGCAGCUCAACGUCAGCGCCACCAUCUCGUACCCCAACGCACCCGUCGGUGAGUUCGGACCCGAGAAGAUCAUCGAGGAGUACACCUACUUUGACGAUCUCCAGUUCGAGCCAGUCAACGUCGAGCCGAUGGUCAACCCCGACGUGGUGCACCGACUCGACGUCUCGUUCGACACCAUGUCCAACGGGGAGAACUAUGCGGCGUUCAACAACAUCUCGUACGUCGCACCUCACACGCCGGCGCUGUUCUCCGCCGAGACCAUGGGUCCUCUCGCCUCGAACCCCUCGAUCUACGGUCCCAACUCCAACUCGUUCGUCAUUCGUCACAACGACAUGGUCGAGGUGAUGCUCUUCAACUGGGAUGCGGGCAAGCACCCGUUCCAUCUGCACGGGCAUCAUUUCCAGGUGGUGUACAAGAGUCAGGAUCUCACCUCGAGCGAUCCGGCGAUCAACCCACCGUUCAACCCCAACCAGACCAACCCGAUGCGUAGGGACACGGUCAUGGUGCCCCCCGGUGGAUCGGCUUAUUUGCGAUUCAGAGCGGACAAUCCAGGUGCCUGGUUCUUCCACUGCCACAUCGACCCGCAUCUCGUCUCCGGGUUGGCAAGCAUCUUUAUCGAGGCGCCAGAGGUGCUUUCGGACAACUACCUUAGUGUGCCCGGCUUUAUCAAGGAUCAGUGUCGUGUGCAGAACAUUGCUACUUCGGGCAACGCCGUCGGCUUCAACUCGACCACCGACUUUGACGGGCUGGCAAAGGGCCCGACGUACCUCGAGUCAGGUUGGACGGGUAGGGCGAUCGCCGCGUUCACCGGGUGCACCAUCACCGGUCUGCUCGGCCUCGCCACGGUCGUCGUGUACGGCUGGCAUUCGGGUGAGGAUGAGGAUGCCGAGGAUGACGAUGAGGACGAGGAGAAGUAG
This is a messenger RNA of Kalmanozyma brasiliensis GHG001, 1896 nucleotides long. Its product is annotated as Multicopper oxidase, type 2. Gene Ontology annotation, molecular function: copper ion binding; ferroxidase activity. Lineage: Eukaryota; Fungi; Basidiomycota; Ustilaginomycetes; Ustilaginales. The transcript has a single exon. The coding region runs from base 1 to 1896 and encodes 631 amino acids. Gene Ontology annotation, biological process: cellular response to iron ion starvation; reductive iron assimilation. The record is from RefSeq and is a predicted model, not a curated record. Gene Ontology annotation, cellular component: high-affinity iron permease complex.